This is a messenger RNA of Pistacia vera, 384 nucleotides long. Its product is annotated as 50S ribosomal protein L18-like. The transcript has a single exon. Lineage: Eukaryota; Viridiplantae; Streptophyta; Magnoliopsida; Sapindales; Anacardiaceae. Gene Ontology annotation, biological process: translation. The record is from RefSeq and is a predicted model, not a curated record. Gene Ontology annotation, molecular function: structural constituent of ribosome; 5S rRNA binding. The coding region runs from base 1 to 384 and encodes 127 amino acids. Gene Ontology annotation, cellular component: ribosome.
AUGACAGUUUUGAAGAGAUAUGUUUUGCGGUUGUUCAUAUCAUUGAAGUACAUUACAGCGAAUGUAGUGGACAGAAACAAUGGGCGGAUUGUUGCAACAGCAUCUACAGUUGAACAUUCUAUAAAAAACUCGCUUGAAUGUGGUCGGUCCUGCAAUGCCAAGGCAGCAACAGUUGUUGGAGAGGUCUUGGCAAUGCGACUCAAAGUGGAGGGCCUUGAACAAGGACAAGGAAGAGGGAUUCAUGUCGAUGUAAACAAAGAAGUUGAGAAAAAAGGUUUCAAGAACCGCACCAAAAUAUGGGCAAUUGUCAAUGCGCUCAAGAACAAUGGAGUCAAACUCGUUCUUGACGAUAGUGAUGAUGAUGCUUCCAGGCCAAGUUUCUGA